Paraphaeosphaeria sporulosa is the source of this 1368-nucleotide messenger RNA. RefSeq lists its product as uncharacterized. The record is from RefSeq and is a predicted model, not a curated record. The transcript has 2 exons. Bases 57 to 1193 code for a protein of 378 amino acids. NCBI's taxonomy places the organism in Eukaryota, Fungi, Ascomycota, Dothideomycetes, Pleosporales, Didymosphaeriaceae.
AUGAAUCUAUUGCACUCAGUGAUCUAAUAUAGCUCGAACAGCACUGGUAGCACAAAAUGGAGGCUCAUGUCCAGCAGUCUGAUGAACUCACCUUCGCAUUGGACGACUGGUCGCAGUUCGAAGGGGCGCCGAGCCUGAUACUGCCCGAAAUCGAUCGCCAGCUCUUCGAGACACUUGCCCAGGAGAUGGCAGUUUGGGAGAGCAACAUAGCCUCGCCGCCCCAGGCACCGACCCCAUAUUGCUUACAAGCAAUGCACGUGCCGCGAGAGCACUCAUGGCAGCCUGCAGAGCACACUGUUAUGACCGAUGAAGGCUUGCCCCAGUUUGAUGCGACCAGCUUGGAUGGCUCGGUAACAUCACAGCAGCUUAUACCGAAUGUUCAACGAGUAGUAGCGAUUGAAAAAGGGCAGAACCGUUGCCCACUUUGCAAUAAGACAUUCAGAAGGGGCGGCUCUGCCGUCCGAGCGCACAUUAAUUGCGUCCACAUUGGAAAGAGAAAAGAGCACAUCCGGUUGAACUCGAGUCGCGCUGGUCGACCGAAAGCUCAGCCUUCGCCGAGAGUCUCCACACCAGGACAGAAAAACGGCAGAGACACCCAGCGACGGUCACGCGUGCUCUCCGAGAUCACGAAUCUGCGAUCCUCAGUUCAAGACUACAUUACUCUGGCAGAGUUUCGCACCCUACAAUAUGAGCUUGUGGUCCUGAAGCAGGAACGGAGGAUGCUUUUGGACAGUAUGGGUAUAUGGGCUCAAUGCGACGAAACUUUCCAACAAAUCAUCAAAGACGAAGCAGGAGCCGAAUUUACGGCAAUAGAGCGACGAGCUCUCGCACGAGACCAGUCUAGAAGACUUGUUUGCACUUUCCAGAUCUCGUUCCUCACAAUCAUGUUGGAAGCGAGUCGCGCUUCUCAGAUGCAAGUGCGUGGAAGAUUAGUAUCAAGGCUGGAAGACAUGGCGGCUGGCAAAGAUAAACUGUUGUCGAACAUGGAAGAAGCGAAAGUCUUGAGGGAUUUCUUGUCAAGUGUGGAGGAUUGGGUGGCGGCGAUACAGGGGCGUACUACUUCCUUGGCUUUCGACUACGUUGUCGAAAUGCUAGUCAUCAAGCUGAUCUGUUUACUCUACCCUCGUCUCUCAAAAGGUCUUUUUCAGCCCACUCCAGAGGAAUUGGAAGCUCAGCGGAGAGAGAUUCAAUGAACAGAGCGAGUUCCCCUUGUCACCUCUUCUUUCAUACUACAAGACGGUAGACCAAUCCAUUAUUGCUGCGACGCCUUGAUUCUGACAAAACAAAUAUAGAAGCCAGCAAAGUGGCUUCUGCGCACUAAUCCAUCACCCAGGCUUUUGCGUCAGUUGCAGCGCUGUCCCAACGUUG